Molecule: messenger RNA, 711 nt
Organism: Cantharellus anzutake
Lineage: Eukaryota; Fungi; Basidiomycota; Agaricomycetes; Cantharellales; Hydnaceae
Exons: 1
Coding region: 1-711 (236 amino acids)
Source: RefSeq, a predicted model, not a curated record
AUGAUUCAAAUGGGACAGCAGCUAAACCAGCAGCUAGAACAGCUGCUGGAAUCUCAAGCCAGGCUCGAGGAUAGCAUCGAGUGCAGGCUCACUGCACUCAAAGAACAACAAACCCAUUGUUCGCGCAUGUGUGCUGAAAAGCGUGCAUCCCAAAACGCGCCAGUUCCUUUGGAGCUGUCCCAGCCCCAGCCCAUUCCCCCUCAACCAGUCCCAUGCCAGGUUGAGAGCAGUCCGGCACCUGCGGACUGCAAACUCACAGAAGUGUGCAGCGCUUCAGCGAGUCCUGAGCCAUUACAGGCUCAUACUGCCAUUUCCGGGUCUGGAACCGUCCCAGACCCGAUCCAAUGCCAUCCUCAGCCGGUUUUAGACCAGGUUGAGAACAGUCCAGCACCUGUGGACUGCGAUCUCGCAGAAGUGCGCAGCGCUUCAGCGAGUCCUGAGCCGUCACAGGCUCAUACCAUCAUUCCCGGGUCUGGACCUGUCCCAGACCCGACCCGAUCCUCUCUCCCACCCAUUGGGCUCCCUUCCCCAGAACCCCAGAGGGAGAUUGAGUUCCUGGAGAACUCAGCGCUUGCCAUUCUGGCAAGUGCGAUCUUUCUUAAGCCCAGUAGAAAUACUGGGCUACAUCACUCGAGAUCGGCUGAAAUAGCCGAUCAACUCCCUUCAAAUCUGCAGGGAGACUGCGACUACAAAGACUGGAUCAAGUUAUGA